AUGGCGAUCCAGAAGAAGCACGGCAAAGGCCGUUUGGAUAAAUGGUAUAAACUCGCAAAAGAAAAGGGUUAUCGAGCUCGUGCUGCGUUCAAGUUGAUUCAACUUAAUAAGAAAUAUGGUUUUCUUGAAAAGAGCAAGGUCCUUCUCGAUCUUUGUGCGGCUCCUGGUUCAUGGUGUCAAGUCGCUGCAGAAUGCAUGCCGGCUGGCAGUCUGAUUGUCGGCGUCGAUCUCGCUCCGAUCAAGCCCAUUCCUCGAGUCAUCACCUUCCAAAGCGAUAUCACCACGGAUAAAUGUCGUUCGACCCUCCGGUCUCACGUCAAGCAUUUGAAAGCAGAUACAGUUCUCCACGAUGGUGCGCCUAAUGUCGGUACAGCCUGGGUGCAGGAUGCUUUCACCCAAGCCGAGUUAGUGUUGCAAUCUAUGAAACUGGCGACUGAGUUCUUGAGAGAAGGAGGAACCUUUGUCACCAAGGUCUUCCGUUCUAAAGACUAUAACCCCUUGCUUUGGGUCUUCAAACAGCUGUUCACAUCGGUUGAAGCCACCAAGCCUCCAUCAUCCCGAAAUGUCUCAGCCGAAAUUUUCGUCGUCUGCCGUGGCUUCAAGGCGCCAAAACGCCUAGAUCCUAAAUUUUUGGAUCCUCGGCAUGUGUUUGCCGAAUUGUCUGACCCAACGCCAAACAAUGAAGCCAAGGUGUUCAAUCCCGAGAAGAAGAAGCGUAAGAGAGAAGGUUAUGAGGAAGGCGAUUAUACUCAACACAAGGAGAUUUCGGUAACGGAAUUUAUCAACACUACCGAUCCGAUUGCGAUUCUAGGUACCUAUCAUACGUUGAGUUUCCAACAAUCUCCGACUGGGGACUUGGCUUUGGCUACUCUUGAAAGACUCGAGGAAACUACGGAUGAGAUUCGAAAAUGCUGCCAAGAUCUCCGGGUUCUUGGUAAGAAAGAAUUUCGUAAUCUGUUGAAAUGGCGGUUGAAAGUCCGAGAGAAGUUCGGCCUUGUUGUCAAGAAGAAGAAAACCCAGGAAGAGGGCGAAGAAGUCGCCGAGGUCGCACCUAUGGAUGAGGAGUUGGCUAUUCAAGAAGAGCUCCAGCGUCUCCGUGAUAAUGAGAAUUCUCAAAGGAAGAAAGAGAGGCGCAAGGAGAAUGAGAGGAAACGCAAAGAUAUUGUACGAAUGCAGAUGCAUAUGAUCACUCCCACCGAUAUCGGAAUGGAACAGGGCGGCAUUGAUGGCGCGAAUACUAUGUUUGCUAUGAAGGCUGUGAAUCGCGAGAACGCCGCGGACAAGAUCGCUUCAGGAAAAAUGGAUGAGUUGGAGAGCGAGGAGGAAUCCGAAGCUUCGUCUGUUGAGGAAGAAACAGACGAUGAAGAAGAUCAACUUGAACGAGAGCUUGAUUCACUAUACGAGACAUUCCAGGAACAGAAGCAAGAUCGCGACUCGAAAUUGCGUGCAAAGAAGGCACGCAAGGAUUACGAAGCGGAUGAAUGGGAGGGCUUUUCUGGAAGCGAUAAAGAGGAGGCUUCUGAUGACGAAGAUGACGAUAUCUCUCUUCCAUCUACGCUGCCUCAGUCGGGCAAUUUGUCAAAACAGGCGUCUCUGUUCUUUGACCAGGACGUGUUCGAAGGUUUGGAGGAUAUUGACGAGCUUGACGAUGAAGAUAGUGCUAUUGAUAUGGAGGAUCGUCCACCACGCCAAUCCACGAAGGAGGUCGUCAAAUCGAAGAAUGCUGAGCCAUCAACUACAAAAGACCAAGAGGAAGAUGGUUGGGGAUCUUCGGAUGAGGAAACAGAGAAGCCAGAUGAUCCUCGGACAAAGGAUGGUCGAUUAGAUAUUGAUAUCAUUACUGCAGAGGCAAUGGCUCUCGCGCAACAAAUCGCUACAGGCGAAAAGACAGCUCAGGAUAUGACCGAUGACGGAUUCAAUAAAUACGCCUUCCGAGACAAAGAUGGCCUGCCGGAAUGGUUCUUGGACGACGAGGGCAAACAUAGCCGUCCCCACCGACCAGUCACAAAAGCUGCAGCGGCAGCCAUCAAAGAGAAGCUGCGAGCAAUCAACGCUCGACCUAUCAAGAAGGUCCGCGAAGCCAAAGCGCGAAAGAAGUUCAAGGUUGCUCAGCGCCUGGAGAAACUCCGAAAGAAGUCGGCUCUGCUUGCCGAGGAUGAGGGCGUUAGUGAAAGGGACAAGGCAGAGGCUAUUGCUAAGCUCAUGAGCAAGGCUGCCAAGAAGAAGCCCAAGCAGAAAGUUAAGCUGGUGGUUGCCAAGGGUGCUAAUAGGGGUAUUUCUGGUCGUCCUCGUGGUGUCAAGGGCAAGUAUAAGAUUGUGGACUCGCGUAUGAAGAAGGAUAUUCGGGCACAAAAGAGGGUGGCCAAGGCGCAGAAGGGGCGUUAA
Molecule: messenger RNA, 2385 nt
Organism: Talaromyces marneffei
Lineage: Eukaryota; Fungi; Ascomycota; Eurotiomycetes; Eurotiales; Trichocomaceae
Exons: 4
Coding region: 1-2385 (794 amino acids)
Biological process (GO): rRNA methylation; maturation of LSU-rRNA from tricistronic rRNA transcript (SSU-rRNA, 5.8S rRNA, LSU-rRNA); maturation of 5.8S rRNA from tricistronic rRNA transcript (SSU-rRNA, 5.8S rRNA, LSU-rRNA)
Cellular component (GO): nucleus; nucleolus; preribosome, large subunit precursor
Molecular function (GO): rRNA (guanine) methyltransferase activity; rRNA (uridine-2'-O-ribose)-methyltransferase activity
Source: RefSeq, a predicted model, not a curated record